AUGGACGUGGACCCAGAGAACAACGCGCAGACUGGCACCAACUUGAAUAGUACCGACUACCAGGACGCAAAUCAGCACAAUAUUGUCGCAAGUGGAGACCACGGUGGAGUAAAUUCAGUCAAGAGUGUCAGGAGCAAGAAGAUUGCAACGGACAAGAGGACGACCACGCCAUAUAUGACCAAAUAUGAGCGCGCAAGGGUACUGGGCACGAGAGCUUUGCAGAUCAGCAUGGGCGCCCCAGUACUUGUCGACGUUGAAUCCGAAACAGACCCUCUGCAGAUUGCGCUCAAGGAACUGCGCGAAAAGAAGAUCCCGCUGGUGGUGCGCCGAUAUUUACCAGAUGGCUACUACGAGGACUGGACCUGUGAGGAGUUGCUAUAA
Molecule: messenger RNA, 381 nt
Organism: Sphaerulina musiva SO2202
Lineage: Eukaryota; Fungi; Ascomycota; Dothideomycetes; Mycosphaerellales; Mycosphaerellaceae
Product: RNA polymerase Rpb6
Exons: 2
Coding region: 1-381 (126 amino acids)
Biological process (GO): DNA-templated transcription
Cellular component (GO): RNA polymerase I complex; RNA polymerase III complex; nucleus
Molecular function (GO): DNA binding; DNA-directed RNA polymerase activity
Source: RefSeq, a predicted model, not a curated record